Molecule: messenger RNA, 1168 nt
Organism: Annulohypoxylon maeteangense
Lineage: Eukaryota; Fungi; Ascomycota; Sordariomycetes; Xylariales; Hypoxylaceae
Exons: 2
Coding region: 403-927 (174 amino acids)
Source: RefSeq, a predicted model, not a curated record
CAUCUUCACUAUUCAACGGAUAUUUCCCUUCUAGAAAAGAAAAUAUUCUCCACAACACUUGCUCCAUGAUCUUUUGCACAUGCACAAUUAAAUAGUCCUUUGUCGCAUUCAUUGGAUACGUAAAGGCUGUGCAUUUCCAGAGAUCAUUCAUUCUCACGCAAUUGCAAUUAUCGCCUUGAAUAUUCACUUCUACAACACUCUACAACGCCUCGCCUGCUGUUGACCACAAGCUCACGACAUAUUGUCAAUACUACAGCAUUGUUUGCUUGAUCGUCGCACACUUGUCAAUUUUGCUACGCAUUCGGCACGACUCGCUCCCUCCCACGAACCCGCCUUACGGUUUUGCCAUCUUGCAACUUUGCAAUAAACAACUUUACUAGUCAACAUUCAUCAGCCAACACGAUGGGAUCGGUACUGUCAGAAAAGGAUGUUAAUGUCCCUGUCCAGGCCCAGGAUGCUGCCACUGCCAACAAUAACGGCAAGCCUUCUGGAGCUAAGGCUCUGGAAUACCAUCGCCAGAUGCUACAGUCUAAGAUGGCCGACGAGAAGUACGAGCAUUAUGCCAAAUCCACCAACUGCACCAAUGCCGCUGGCACAACUGGCAACGAUGUUGCUUCUCCCCCCGUCCAGAAUCCCAGAAGCCGACUUCUUGCUAACAUGAAUGCUGCCCUGAAUAGACAUCAGCAGUAUAUCUCUCCGUCGGAUAGCAUCAUGAGCCCCGCAACCGCCAAGUUGAACGCUCUUAAGGGUCGAGUUGCCAGCCGUAUCAAGCCGAAGUCUCUCUUCGCUCAGACUUCCGCCAAGAAGCUUGACGGCAGCGAUGUCUUCGGCUCCAAGGGCGCUAAGGGCCCCCAGGAUCGCUCCCAGGAUCGCCCGCAGGACUCCCAGAAUCCCCCCACCGAGGACCAACGUCAACCCGACCAGUAGAUUACCCGCUACUGCUCCUUUGGUAUCUUCGGUGUAUUGGACGGUGUUCUGAGUUAUUCUCUCCUGGUCGAUGAUUUGUCUUGGUCUCUUGCGUUAUGACGGUAUAGGGACAUGCAAUGGCGUUGGUGGAAGGGAGUUAACUCUCGGGUCAUGAAUAGGGGACCCCUUCUUAGGAUGUAACAUAGGAGGGAAUCGAUGCUUUGAUAAUUCAGCAUCAUGAAUGAAUCACGACAUUAAAACA